This is a messenger RNA of Kwoniella shivajii, 1389 nucleotides long. Its product is annotated as trimethyllysine dioxygenase. The transcript has 7 exons. Gene Ontology annotation, molecular function: trimethyllysine dioxygenase activity; iron ion binding. Lineage: Eukaryota; Fungi; Basidiomycota; Tremellomycetes; Tremellales; Cryptococcaceae. The record is from RefSeq and is a predicted model, not a curated record. The coding region runs from base 1 to 1389 and encodes 462 amino acids. Gene Ontology annotation, biological process: carnitine biosynthetic process. Gene Ontology annotation, cellular component: mitochondrion.
AUGUUCCGACACAGUCUACCUCGUCUUCUGGCAAAAAGGUCAAACGGGCCACGAAAGCUAAGCAAGGCUUCACCGCAAUAUCGUCACAUAGCUUUAUCAUCCCGCAUAUCGUCAAAUACAGAGCCUAUCUCAUCCAGCUUAAACGUCGGACGGUCACCAGAAAUCACGUCUAGAUCGAGUAAUAUACCCUCGGUAUCAACGAGUGAGGACAGAACGACCAUUUCCUGGCCGGAUGGAAGGGUGACCACCUUUGAUAAUUACUUCUUGUUCGAUCAUUGUAGGUGUCCGAAAUGCUAUCAUCAACAGACGAAACAAAGGCUCAAGACGUUGAGUGAAAUACCGAGCGAUGUUCACCCAACUUCGGUCAAGGUAGAUAAAUCCGGUGUCAACCUUACCUGGUCAACGUCAGACUCUCAUCAAUCAUCCUUUCCAUUUGAAUUCUUGCGAAGAUCAGCUUACGAUCCACCGUUGGCUUCUUAUCGAGAUGACACAGAAGGCCGAGUAUUGUGGAAUUCCACCAUCGCUCAAACACCUCCAACAGUUCUAUACGACGAAAUCAUGAGUGAAGAUAAGGAAGGUGAAAAGAGCGGGAGGGCAAUCUUAAAAUUGCUCAAUAAAGUGCAUGAUUUCGGAUUUUGCUUUAUCAACAGCGUACCUGCUACAGGGGAGGAUACCAAGGAAUUGAUAGAAAAGGUUGCGCCUAUACGUAAUACACAUUACGGCGGUUUCUGGCAAUUCACUGCCGAUCUCAGUCACGGUGAUCUUGCAUAUUCCAAUGAAGGUUUACCUGCCCAUACCGAUACGACGUAUUUCACUGAUCCAGCUGGAUUACAAAUAUUUCACCUCCUUUCACACCCAUCUCCUCCAGGUACGGGGGGAACGACUCUUCUAGUCGAUGGGUUUUACACUGCAUCCCUUCUUUCCACUUUAUACCCUACGUCAUAUUCACUCUUAUCUCGGCUAAGAGUGCCCGCACAUGCAUCAGGAAGUGAGGGAACGCCUCUACGUCCACCAAUUAGUCAACCUGCUUUCCGACAUGAUGGACAAGGUCAAAUGGUACAGGUCAGAUGGAACAACGAAGAUAGAGGCGUCGUAGGUCAAGGAUGGACGUCUGAUGAAGUCAAAGGAUGGUAUACAGCCGCUAGAAGAUAUGAUGAAUUAAACAGAAGUGAAGAUGCUGAGUAUUGGGUGCAGUUGAACCCUGGCACUGUUUUAGUUAUCGACAACUGGAGAGUAAUGCACGGUAGAUCACCUUUUACAGGUUCAAGAACCAUGUGCGGAGCAUAUGUAGGUGCAGACGAUUGGUUAUCUCGUCGCGCAGCUUUGACCAAGAAACAUGAGAUACGAAAGAAGAGUAUUUUGAGCGAUGAGUGGAGUUCAGGGUGGUAA